Bombus pascuorum is the source of this 1000-nucleotide messenger RNA. RefSeq names its product PDZ and LIM domain protein 4-like. Gene Ontology annotation, molecular function: actin binding; muscle alpha-actinin binding. Gene Ontology annotation, biological process: muscle structure development; actin cytoskeleton organization. Gene Ontology annotation, cellular component: stress fiber; Z disc; filamentous actin. The coding region runs from base 233 to 649 and encodes 138 amino acids. NCBI's taxonomy places the organism in Eukaryota, Metazoa, Arthropoda, Insecta, Hymenoptera, Apidae. The record is from RefSeq and is a predicted model, not a curated record. The transcript is spliced from 4 exons.
AUUUAAAACUCACAACUGCGAUAGCAGCUGUUCGCUAUUGUUUUAGCAGAUCCAAUGAUAAUUUAUUAAUAACGAUUCUUAGACUUGACACGUAAAUAGUUUCCACUAGCUACACUAUCUACGCUUAGUCAGUCUCUGUGUAACGUAUUCUUCGCAUUAUUAUAAUGUGUUAUCACAAUGUUACUGUAGUGUUUUUAACAAAAAAUACAGCUAGAAGAGUAGAAUUUUGACAAUGUGCAACAGUACAUACUUUCAUGUACGAAAUAAUUUAUAUAAACCACUGGGUAUAUGCGAUAAUUUUUAUGAAUUAGAAAUCCAUGAGAAAAGAAACAAAUUAGCGUUUGAAGGCGAUCAUCAUCUUUCAAUUACUAUGGACGUUGAUAUAAAACUCUCUAGAAGCAGCAAUCAAGCUUGGGGCUUUCGAUUGUCCGGAGGGGCUGACUUUAGUUUUCCGAUGACUGUUGUCAGAGUAUCUCUCGGGGGAUUGGCCGAUCAAGCUGGGUUAAAAGCUGGCGACAUAGUGACUAAAGUGAAUGGUGAAGCUAUACAGCAUUUGAGGCACUGCGAAGUUCGUGAACGCCUUGUCAAUUCCGGAAAUGAAAUCAUGUUGUCGGUCGUGCGAAAUCUGAAAUUCAAACGAGCCGUUUAACGAAAAUGUUCAUCGACACGUAUCUCGCUGCAAGAUACCGAUAAUCAUUCUAUUUUUGUAAACAAUACGAUGAGGAUAAACAUUUUAUUAUUGACAGUCAAUUGUACACAAUAUUAAUUAGCUAUAGGAUACAAUCGUAUUGAUAUUCCUUGAUCAAUAUCAAAAUCCAAUUUUUACGAUCUACAAAGUUUUGUUCUUAUUAAAGUAUAUUGGUAAUAAUGCUCGUUCGAUGUAUUCGUAUCAUUGUAUAUACCUUGUAUCAACAUAUACAUUUUACCAUACCACGGUGUUAACUGAUAAUUGCAAAAGAAUUUCUAAGAAGAAAUAAAUCGUCAACCCACUCAAGAGUAA